GUAAUAUUUCCGACAACACUCAAAGGCAGCGUUAAAGCGACACUGGUGCCAAACUGGGUCCAGUUCAUAUUCCUCCAGAAACGGUGACGGUGAGGGCCCACCAUGUUCGAGAACGUCCCCACAGUGUCGACGGCCGAGCGGCAGCAGGUCCUGGCGGCUCUGGAGCGUCUGCAGACCAAACUGGUCCAGAGGGAGGAGUGGACCCACAGCGACAACCUGGGCAACCUGAGGGAGACCCUGCAGAGUCCACUGUUCAACCACAUCCUGACCCUGCAGAGCUCCAUCAAACAGCUGAGGACACAGCUCAGCAGUAUGCCUCCUGACGCCUGCAGUGACAUCAGCUUCUCCAGAAAAGGUCAGCUGAUCAUGAGCGCCGUGAAUGCUGGCAGCAGCGCGUCUCCGCCCACUCUGUCCACCUCCUCCGUCCUGACCAAUGGCGCUGCUCUGCCCAUCCAUCAGACUCCGCCCUCCUCUGACCUCCUGCAGGAGUGGAUCCACACAGCAGCCAAGGGUCGUCCCACUGAGCUGGUCAGUCUGACCCGGCCUCUGUCCGGCGGUCUGGGUUUCAGCGUCGUCGGUCUGAAUCCGUCUGGAAGCAGCAGUCGAGGCGUCUUCGUCAAACACAUCCAGCCCGGAGGCAUCGCCCACAGAGAUGGGCGUCUGCAGGAGCGGGAUCAGAUCCUGGUGAUCAACGGCAGUCCUCUGGAGCCGGGCAUCAGCCAACAGCAGGCGCUCACUCUGCUGCAGCAGCCGGGGCAGAACGUGGAGCUGGUGGUCGCCAGAGAGCGGACAGUGAACGCAGCGCCGCCGCCGCCCGCAGCGCCCGUCAACACGGGUCAGUGGGGUCAUGUGGAGGAGAUCGAGCUGGUCAACGAUGGCUCUGGUUUGGGCUUUGGCAUCGUGGGAGGGAAGUCGACGGGCGUGGUGGUCCGGACACUCAUCCCAAACAGCGUGGCCGACAGGGACGGGCGUCUGCGGACAGGUGACCACAUCCUCUGCAUCGGGUCGACGCCCACCAGCGGCCUCACCAGUGACCAGGUGGUCAAAGUCCUCCAGGGCUGUGGGAAUCGUGUGAGCAUGCUCGUCGCCAGAGACCCCAAAGGUCAGGGGUCAGCGGCCCCGCCUCCUCCUCCUCCUCCACCUCCAGACUCCGCCCCCAUCUCCUUUUUACCCCCCCGACCCCCCCAGAGGCGGCUCAGCAAGACGCCAAACCUGGAAGGUUAUGAGAUCCACGAGGUUCCUCUGACUAAGAAGGAGGGUCAGAGUCUGGGCAUCUCCAUCAUCGGAUACAACCCUCUUACCAGCCAAGAUGCCGUCGGUGUGUUUGUUAAACAUGUGGUUCCGGGCAGCGCUGCGGAUCAGAGCGGAAACAUCCGAGUCCACGACCGGCUGAUCGCUCUGGACGGCGUCAGUGUCCACGGCCUGACCAAUCAGGAGGUGCUGCAGGUGAUGAAGCAGACGGGCGACACCGUGGUUCUCACCGUGGUUCGGAAGAAAGGCCGAGGUCUGGAGAGGUCUCUGGAUAAAGUGGAGAGGGAAUCGUCUCGAGUGUCAUUAAAGAGGUCCAUGGAGAUCAAGGCUCGGUCGUCUGGGUUUGGCUCCUCAACCAUGAGCGCCACAAAGCACGACUCCACCUACGCAGCUACGGCUCAGCCAAUCAGAGCCACAGAAGCAGAGCUGAGGGCCAAAUGGGAACAGGCUCUGGGGCCACAGUACCAAGUCCUGGUGGUGAACUUGGAUCCAGUCAUUGAAGACGAUGCAGAGCUGCAGAAGUCCUCCAAGUUGUUGCCGAUCCACACCCUGCGUCUCGGUGUCGAUUUGGACUCAUUUGAUGGUCAUCAUUACAUCUCGUCUGUAGCUCCUGGAGGUCCGGUGGACAAACAUGGAGUCCUGAGACCAGAGGAUGAACUUCUGGAGGUCAAUGAUGUUCAGCUUUAUGGAAAGUCUCGUCGGGAAGCUGUGUCGUUCCUCAAAGAAGUUCCUCCACCGUUCACUUUGGUGUGUUGCCGACAUCCAACGUCUGAGCUGGAACCAGAACCAGAAUCUGAACCUGAACCUGAACAAGAACCAGAACGACAACCAGCACCAAGGCUUGGACCAGGAGCCAGUGUAGAGGAGAUUGAGCUGAAGUUGUCGUCGAUGCUUUGCAAUCAGACAGAACUGAGAGACGAACCACAGACCGUCAGACAGGAUCGAAUAGUUUCUGUCGAGGAGAUUCUCAAAGAGGAGACGACUCGCAUUGAUGAUGAUGAUGAUGAUGAAGAUGAUGAAGAUGAGGAUGAAGAUGAAGGGGAGCUGGCUCUGUGGUCUCCAGACGUUCAGGUGUUGGAGCUUCAGAAGGAGAGAGACAAAGGGCUGGGCUUCAGCAUCCUCGACUACCAGGACACUCUGGACCCUGGUCGGUGUGUGAUGGUGAUUCGUUCUCUGGUUCCGGGUGGUUCCGCUGAGCGUCACGGCGGCCUCCUUCCUGGUGACCAGCUGGUCUCUGUGAACCGGACCCAGUUGGACCUGUUCAGUCUGUCCCAGGCCGUCGAAGUCCUGAAGUCGGCGCCGCCCGGAACGGUUCGCCUGGGAAUCCGCAAACCCCUGGCGACACGAUCCCGCAGAGUGACAGCAGCGCAGACCGGCCCGCUUUAUGGACGCCAUCAGAGACCUGUGGACUGUGAAAGAGGUUCUGCAGACAAAUGGCUGAAGAGAACAGAGCUAAAACCACAGGACAGGACAGGGGAACACAGGCAGGAACAGGAGAACACAGGACAGGAACAGGAAACACAGGACAGGACAGGAGAACACGGACAGGAACGGAGAACACAGGACAGAGAACAGAACACAGGACGGAACAGGAGAACACAGGACAGGACAGGAGAACACAGGACAGGAGAACAUAGAACACCGGACAGGAACAGAGAAACCAGGACAGGAACAGGAGAACACAGGACAGGAACAGGGGACACAGGACCGGAGAACAGGAGAACCAGGACAGGACAGGAGAACACAGGACAGGAACAGGAGAACACAGGACAGAGAACAGGAGAACACAGGACAGGAACAGGGGAACACAGGACAGGAGAACAGGACACAGGACAGUACAGGAGAACAGAGCACAGGAGAACAGGACACAGGAGAGGAACAGGGGAACACAGGACAGGAGAACAGGAGAACAGGACAGGAACAGGAGAACACAGGACAGGAGAACAGAGAACACGGACAGAACAGGAAAGAACACAGGACAGGAACAGGAGAACACAGGACAGGAUAACAGGGGAACACAGGACAGGAGAACAGGAGAACACAGGACAGGACAGAGAACACAGGACAGGAGAACAGAGAACACAGGACAGGAACAUGGGAACACAGGACAGGAACAGGGGAACACAGGACAGGAGACAGGAGAACACAGGACAGGAACAGAGAACACAGAAAGGAAAGAGAACAGGACAGGACAGGGAAACACAGGACAGGAGAACAGGAGAACACAGGACAGGAACAGGAGACACAGACAGGAAACAGAGAACACAGGACAGGACAGGGGAACACAGUACAGGAGAACAGGAGAAACACAGGACAGGAAACAGGGGAACACAGGACAGAACAGGAGAACCAGGACAGGAGAACAGAGAACACAGGACAGCAGAGAACACAGGACAGGAGAACAGGAACACAGACAGGAACAUGAGAACACAGGACAGGAACAGAGAACACAGGAAAGGAGAACAGGGACACAGGACAGGAACAGAGACACAGGACAGGAACAGGGGAACACAGGACAGGAACGGAGAACACAGGACAGGAGAACAGAAGAACAGGCAGGACAGGAGAACACAGGACAGGAGAACAGGAGAACACAGACAGGAAACAGAGACCACAGGACAACAGGAGAACACAGGACAGGAACAGGAGAACACAGGACGAGAACAUGGAGAACACAGGACAGGACAGGAGAACACAGACAGGGAACAGAGACACAGACAGGAACAGGAGAACACAGGACAGAGAACAGGAGAACACAGGACAGGGAACAGGGGAACACAGGACAGGAGAACAGGGGAACACAGGACAGGAGAACAGGAGAACAGAAGAACAGGAGAACCCAGAACAGGAGAACACAGGACAGGAGAACAGGGGAACAGGAGAACAGGAGAACCCAGAACGGGGGAACAGGAAAUACAGAACAGGAGAACAGAAGAAAAUGAGAACCCAGAACAAAUGUUGAGCUCCACACACGUCUGGACUGACUCUGGCUGUGUGUCGCAGGACCAUCGUCGUGACGACGAGCAAGAGGAGGAGCCAGAGCUGAUCUUGGACGGAGGCCUUCCUCGCUACACCUCCUCAUCUGUGACCGCUGAUGUUCUGCCGGUGGAGGAGGAGGAGGAAGAGGAGGAGGAAGAGGAGGGCAGGGAGAUGGCUGUGGAUGAAGAAGAGGAGGUGCAGGAGGAGGUGAAGGAGGAAGAGGAGGUAGAGAGAAGGGGGAUUCGCUCCCAGGAAACCUCCACAUCGUGGGAGGAGUGGAAACUGGCCUCGCUGGGUCGGAGCAGAGGAGCUGAGGAGAAUCAGGUGCAGGUGAAGCAGGACUUUAUGGACCAAGAGGAUCAGGACCUGAGACCAGACCAGGACCUGAGACCAGACCAGGACCACAUGGAGUCUGUAGGACACCUGCUGCGGGGUGUGGUCGACUCCAGAGACAGUGAAGCCGACUCUGAACUGACUCUGACCGACACCGACACAGAAUCUGCAAGGAUUGUCAACACAGAAAGAAGGAAGAGGCGGAACCGAGGAGGAGCCUCUCUACCAAUCAGAGGAGGCCACAGUGAUCUUCCAGAGCGAGAGGAGGGGGAGGGAGAGGAGACGCCAGCCUUCAGCCACUGGGGACCCCCCCGCAGGGUGGAGGUGUGGCCUGAGGAGGGUCAGUCUCUGGGCCUGAGCAUCGUGGGAGGACGUCACAUCAUCAAACGCUUGAGGAACGGAGAAGAACUGAAGGGAAUCUUCAUCAAACAGGUUUUAACCGACAGUCCAGCAGCCAAGACGCAGUGUCUGAAGACCGGAGACAAGAUCCUGGAGGUGUCGGGUGUGGAUCUGCGGACGGCGAGUCACGAGGAGGCGGUCAACGCCAUCAAAUCAGCCCCGAGUCCAGUGGUGUUCAUCGUCCAGAGUCUGUCUGCGACACCACGGCCUGUGUCCGUCAACUCUCAGAGCUACAGCAAACACAAAGCGAAAAGGACGGAGUCUCCGAAACCAGGUGUGACCCCGCCCCCUCUGAGGGAGCCCCCGCCCUACAGACCUCCCAGCCAAUCGUCACAGGAGCUGAAGUCGGACCUGGAGCAGGCCAAAGAGCGUUGGUGUGAGCGUUAUGGAGACCUGCGGGGGGAGCUGCUGUGCGUGGAGCUGGAGAAGGAGCGUCAGGGUCUGGGUCUGAGUCUGGCCGGGAACAGGGAUCGAUCCCGUCUCAGUAUCUUCGUGGUGGGUCUUCAUCCCGGGGGGGCGGCGGCUCGGGAUGGACGGAUCCAGAUCGGAGACGAGCUGCUGGAGAUCAACAACCAGAUCCUUUAUGGGCGGAGCCACCAAAACGCUUCGGCCAUCAUUAAGAGCGCUGCCGCCAAGGUGAAGCUGAUCCUGCUCAGAAAUGCAGAUGCUAUAAACCAGAUGGCCGUCCCCCCCUUCCCGCCCCCCCCCUCCUCCGCCUGCCCUCAGCCCCAUCAGUGCAGAGUCUGUUCCUCCAGCCCACAUCACUGGCUCCGCCCCCUCUGACGGGCCCCGCCCCCCUGACAGCCUGACGCUCCACCCCUUAUCGGACAUACCGGACGAGAUGAACGACGAAGCCGAACGCAACAACCGGAACCGAAGCGUCAACGUCAACAGCAACAGCGCCCCCAAGAGUCUGAGAGAGGCCGACACCACGAGGAAGAGGCUGAAAGCUGCAGAGGCUCCAGAAAACGAGCUGCAAACUCCCAGAAUCCCACAGGAGCAGCAGGUGAGGACUCAGACAC
Sphaeramia orbicularis (orbiculate cardinalfish) is the source of this 5984-nucleotide messenger RNA. RefSeq names its product PATJ crumbs cell polarity complex component (gene patj). The record is from RefSeq and is a predicted model, not a curated record. Gene Ontology annotation, molecular function: protein binding. Lineage: Eukaryota; Metazoa; Chordata; Actinopteri; Kurtiformes; Apogonidae.